UUCUUAUUAUUCAAAAUGGAGAUGAUAUCCACUUUAUGGAUUUCUUCAUACAGUACUAUUAGGUAUUCAGUGAAUUUCCAAAAUAUAUAUGGGUCAAACAAAUAUAUGAACUUUCUACCAAAAAAUAUUUAUAUGAACUUUCCAAAUUACUUUUUAUAGUCAAACUUUCAUCACGUAUCACAAAUUCACAAUACAGUACAAACUCUUUUCUAUUUAUACAUCGAGCGAGCCAAAGAUACAUACAAUUCCAACCCACACAACUAAUUCUUUUGAAACCUUCUAAAAAAAAAUAAGAAAUAAAAAUGGAACUAAAACAAACCAAGGUGAUGUGUUUCUUGUUAGUCCUAAUCUUGGCAUUGAAUUUCCGACCAUCGGAAGCAGCUCCGCGGUUCGUCUUGUGUUCAACAACCAGAAUAGACAGCGUGCCAAGAUGUUACGAAGCGUUGAGAUUAGCGGUGCACAGAGAUAUUAGAUUGUUAACAGGAGAAUGCUGCAGAGCAGUAUUCGCAACGCUUCCUGUUACUUGCUUCUUGCAACUUACUUCUGAACUUGCUUUACCAAUGACUUCCUUCAGAAAUAUUUGUGAUGCUGUUAAACCUCCAGCUCUAUGACCAACUUCAUGAUUUUUGUGUAUCUUUCAAUUAUAAAAUAAAAAAUGAAAUAAUACUUUUGAAUUUUCU
Messenger RNA from Arabidopsis lyrata subsp. lyrata, 680 nucleotides. RefSeq lists its product as uncharacterized. NCBI's taxonomy places the organism in Eukaryota, Viridiplantae, Streptophyta, Magnoliopsida, Brassicales, Brassicaceae. The transcript has a single exon. Bases 303 to 611 code for a protein of 102 amino acids. The record is from RefSeq and is a predicted model, not a curated record.